Messenger RNA from Scleropages formosus (Asian bonytongue), 2825 nucleotides. It is a transcript of the gene ppil2, whose product is annotated as peptidylprolyl isomerase (cyclophilin)-like 2. NCBI's taxonomy places the organism in Eukaryota, Metazoa, Chordata, Actinopteri, Osteoglossiformes, Osteoglossidae. Bases 423 to 1994 code for a protein of 523 amino acids. Gene Ontology annotation, molecular function: ubiquitin protein ligase activity; peptidyl-prolyl cis-trans isomerase activity. The transcript is spliced from 21 exons. Gene Ontology annotation, cellular component: catalytic step 2 spliceosome. The record is from RefSeq and is a predicted model, not a curated record. Gene Ontology annotation, biological process: protein polyubiquitination; protein folding; protein peptidyl-prolyl isomerization.
CAGCGGCGGCCCCUAGCGGCGGGAGUAGCGAAGAGCGAUGUAGAUCGAGCCCCUCUUUACGCUCUUCCUUAUUUACGACGAAAAACUUUCGCGUUUUACCUGCGUACCUUUGUACCAGAGGUGUUUCCCUGGGACAAAGGUCAGCAGCUGGAUAACGUUUUGAUCCAGACUAGGACAUAUCGACCACAUGUGCAUUAGCGUCACGUCGGAGGAAUUUGCCGAAGGACCGGACUGUUUCCCGUCGGACAGGAUUUCCGGACGGACUCAGGCGAAAGACCGGAAGUUUGUCUUUUUUCCGCAAACAUUUGAAACCAACACGCUUCUUGGUGCCCCAGUUCUUCGUUUUCACCUCCAGUUACUUUAGAGUGGUUCGAACGUGUUGAUUUUUUUUUUCGGCACACGUCAGAUCAGUUGUUAUAAAGAUGGGGAAGAGACAGCAUCAAAAGGAUAAAAUGUACAUCACUUGCACAGAGUACACAAAUUUUUAUGGAGGAAAGAAAUCUGAAAUUCCACAGGCCAACUUCAGACGUCUCCCCUUUGAUCACUGCAGCUUGUCUCUUCAGCCCUUUGAAUAUCCUAUGUGCACUCCAGACGGAACUGUCUUUGAUUUGUUGAGCAUAGUUCCCUGGAUAAAGAAGUUUGGCACAAACCCCAUCUCUGGAGAGAAACUUGAAGCUAAGGCUCUCAUCAAGCUCAACUUCAGUAAGAACAAUGAAGGGAAAUACCAUUGCCCAGUCCUGUACACCGUUUUUACCAACAACUCCCACAUCGUGGCCAACAAGGUGACUGGGAAUGUGUUUUCCUAUGAGGCUGUGGAGCAGCUCAAUUUCAAACCUAAGAAUUUCAAGGACCUGCUGACCGAUGAGGCCUUCACACGACAAGACAUCAUCACCCUGCAGGACCCCACGAACCUCGACAAGUUCAACGUGUCCGACUUCUUCCACGUGAAAAACAACAUGAAAGUUCCAGAUCCAGAUGAGGAGAAGGCCAAACUGGACCCUGCGUACUAUUUGAAAUCCACCAAUCUGGAGACCCAGGAGACCCUCGCUGAGCUCUACAAGGACUUCAAAGGAGAUGCCUUGCUGGCGUCCACCAUGAAGGAGCCGGAGAAGAAGAAAACGGACAAGCUCAAUGCAGCUCACUACUCCACUGGCAGAGUGGCCGCCUCCUUUACCUCUACGGCCAUGGCCCCACAAACCACUCAUGAAGCUGAUGCAAUUUCGGACGAUGAGGUGCGCUACCAGUAUGUGAAGAAGAAGGGCUACGUUCGUCUGCACACCAACAAGGGGGACCUGAACCUGGAGCUCUACUGUGACAAGGUUCCCAAGGCUGGGGAGAACUUCAUCAAACUCUGCAAGAAAGGCUACUAUGAUGGGACACUCUUCCACAGAUCCAUCCGGAACUUCAUGAUUCAAGGAGGAGACCCGACUGGAACAGGAACAGGUGGAGAAUCGUUCUGGGGCAAAUCCUUCAAGGACGAGUUUCGGCCCAACCUUUCCCACACGGGCCGUGGGGUGCUCAGCAUGGCCAAUUCCGGCCCCAACACCAACAAGUCUCAGUUUUUCAUAACUUUCCGCUCCUGCACAUACCUGGACCGCAAGCAUACCGUGUUUGGAAGGGUUGUUGGUGGCUUUGAGACGCUCACGGCCAUGGAGAAUGUAGAGAGCGACCCAAAGACAGACCGGCCCAAGUCGGAGAUUAAGCUCCUGAGUGCAACAGUGUUUGUGGACCCUUAUGAGGAAGCUGAUGCACAGAUCGCCGCUGAGCGCGAGAAGGAGAAACGGAAGCAGGAGGAGCAGCUGGCCAGUGCGGCCCAGAGCCGCACCAAGGCAGACGAGACCCCCAAGGUCUUCAGAUCCGGAGUGGGCAAGUACAUCAACAUGGAGGCGACGAAGCGCGCCGCCGCCCUAGAGGAGAGCGGACCGUCCACCAGUUCAGCAGCUCCGAAGAAGCCCAAGGGCAGGAGCGGCUUUGGAGACUUCAGCUCUUGGUAGUGCGACCGCGCUCCCGCUCCGACCGCGCCCACCCCCAGCAGACCACUGCCUGGACGUCCACACACACACACUGCGGUCUGUCAGGUGUUACUUUCUAUAUUGUGAACGUAAUGAAGAGAGUUCGCUGCAGCUCCCCGGUACCGUCGUAAUUGUCACUUCUGAUUCUGUCAUGCUAACGAUGAUCAUAACGAUUAGAGAAACGUCUGCUUCUUCUACACGGCACUUGUUGUUCCGCAUCCGCUGCGACGUAGGUGCCACAGUGCGCUCGCGUUCAGCCCGACUUCGUUCCCUGAGGAUGAUGGGAGCUGACCGAGGAGCUCCGGUCGCCACAUAUUUGACUCUCUGAGGUCAGACGUGGGUAGAAGGCACUUGUGACACUCGCACCCGUAGCUUCUCCUCUGCAGCCUGUCGGUGAGCUCAGCGUCCGGUGUGAAACUGCGACGUGACGCCGCAGAGCUGAAUGAAGUGAAGUGAGGGCGUCGAGGCGAGAGCGCAUCGGCCGUGCAGUUUCGGUGUUUCUCUCUUCUUUUUCUGAGCGCGCGACUAAAACGCAUUGAGCUCUUGAACCCACCUGAUUUACUCUCUUUUCCUUUAUUGUGAACAAGUGUAAUAAAAUAAUUUUGCACAGUGCUGUCUUUCCUUGCUUGUACUCAAUAGUGCUGCUCUUUCCUGCGGUGGGUGUGAGAGCUGGGGAGCCCCUAAAAUAGUGGGUUCAGCACUCUGACUUCUCGUCUGGAACCGGGAAAGGCGUCCACCUCCUGCGCGAAGGGGUGCGUCCGCACGUGGACCCGGUUAGUCGGCCACAGAGUCGCCCGUGGGUGGCGUCACACA